UUUGAUUUGGAAUCAUAUUUACAACUCAACUGUGAGCGGGGGACAUGGCGAUGUCCUGUAUGCAAUAAAACAGCAUUGUUAGAAGGACUUGAAGUGGACCAGUACAUGUGGGGAAUCUUGAACGCCAUCCAAAACUCGGAAUUUGAGGAAGUGACCAUUGACCCGACAUGUAGUUGGCGGCCUGUUGCUAUCAAAUCUGACAUCCACAUCAAGGAGGAUCCAGACGGACCACUGGCGAAGAGGUUUAAGACUAUGAGUCCCAGCCAGAUGAUCAUGCCAAAUGUGAUGGAGAUGAUAGCUCAGCUCGGCCCUGGACCCUCGCCGUACCCGUCUCAACAAGGGAGCAACAGCGAAUACAGCAGCCAAGGCAACAGUUACCACGGGAACUUUGAUUUCCCUCACGGCACCCCUGGUGGUACAUCCAUGAAUGACUUCAUGCACGGCCCCCAACUGUCUCAUCCGCCUGACAUGCCCAACAGCAUGAUGACGCAAGACAAGCCACUCUCACACAAUAUGCCUGACUCAAUACCUCACUCUGCCAGCAACGACCCGUCACAUGGUCCACUGCAGCAGAGCUUACAUGCGUCUCCACACCCUGGGAGCCAAUCAGGGCAGCAGCUGCACCACGGCGGGCAUCCGCAGCCCUCGCGACAACCUCCACCUCCUCAGCAACAGCAGCAACAGCAACCUGGCCCCAACAGCCAUCCCCAUGGCGACCUCACCUUUAACCCCUCCAGUUUGGACAGCCAAGCUGGUUCGGACAUGCCCGAGCCAUCUUUAGACCUUCUACCAGAACUCGCAAACCCAGAUGAGCUGCUGUCGUACCUGGACCCCCCCGACCUCCCCAGCAAUAGCAACGAUGACCUUCUGUCACUCUUCGAAAACAACUGAGGCGAUUCAGACACACACACAAACUUUUUCUGACUGCCUGCAGUUUCCCUGAGAACCCGGAGCGGUCGCUCAGUACUUGAUAAACACAAAGAUGCACUCCCUUUCUCUUCUUCCUCUUGUACAGUUUUCAUUCGCCAGCGCAGAUUGACUGAAAGAGGUUCAAACUCAAACACACAGUGGGAAGCUCACCCCGCGGCGAUACCUUUGAACUGUGCAGCUAUACUCAGUUGAUUUUUUUAAUGCCACACACAUGUGUAUGUGUGCACAUUAGAAACACAUUGUAGCAUUUUCUUUUUUUAUUAUUAUAUUUUGUUUCCUUUUGAGAAGAAAAAGGAAUUAAGUGUAAACAAAAUUUAAAACAAAAAAAAACAAAAAAAAAGAAGAAGAAAAAAAAAAAUACUUGCGCUAUCUGGCCAGUGUGCGUUAUGUCCAUAUUGUUAUUCCAAUCUGAGAGGCCACAGCUUCCUGGUGUCACAGCUCCAUUCCCCCGACUGGUCUGGUUAGUCGCAAUGUUUUGUCCACCACACAACAUCUAAAAAGCACAAGAGAUUUAGGCAAUGCAAAAAAAAAAACAAACAAACAGAAAAUAUACAUCAGUGUGUACAAAUGAAAAUCAGUUAGAUCCGUGUAUAUCUGUCCUUGUCAAAAAAGUUUUAUAAAAACAACUUUUGCUCUUCUGGCAAAGAGUUUUGAGAGUGAUCGGCUUCCACUUUGUCUACAAUUGUGAUACAUACAUAUUUUUGUCAAAAAGAGAUCCAACCCUGCUUUUCACUCGUGUAAGGGUUAACAACUGGAAUGGAGAAGAUUUUGGCCUCACUAAAAACAAACAAACAAAAAAGGUUUAUAUUAGAUAACAAGAAGAGCAUAUGUGUGCUUCUACAUAUUGUAUAGUGAUCAUCCUCCUGUACAGCGGAGUGAUUUGGAUGGAAAUGAAAAGAUUGGGCUCCUUCUGACCAUUUACUGCUUCCUGCUCUAACUCCUUCUGUGCCCCUUUGCUCUGCAUGAGCCCCAUUGUUACUCGGGUCAGCAAUUUUUGCAAAGUUGCAUCUCUUUCCCUGUUAAAUGAUGUGCUGUUUCAGUAGUCUACAGAAGUGCAUGUGUGCCAAGCCCUUGUCUAGUGCUGUUCCAAGUGGUUUUAAAAAAAAGAAAAAAAGAGAGAUAUAGUGUGUUUUUUCUCAGUUUGCUGUUUCCACAGCGUUUCCUUUGUUUGUUUGUUCUUGAUUUCUGUCAGAUUUAGUAUGAUUUAUUUAACACUAACACUGAAGGGAUAAUGCCGACAUCAGCGAUACAUUUAUCAUGUGUUUGCCAGAUAUACGGUAUUAUAUAUUUUUGUUGUUUUUCUAUUAUUUUUUUUUUUUUGUCGCUGCAUAAUUAAAAACUAUCCACAAAUUAUUUGGGAAACUACGCAACAUCACCAAAGUUAGAGAGAUGAGAAUGGAGAUGUUUGUGUUGAUUGGUCCUGCGUUAGACUGUGUGUGUGCGUGUGUGUGUGUGUGUGAGAGAGAGUGUGAGGUAAUAUUGAUUUCAAAGAUAUAGGAGAGGACAAAUACAGUUUAUCCAUCACUGCUGUUCAAGAAGUGUUUUUUUUUUAAGCAGUAUUGGUGCCAACAUUUAGCCACGUUUGUUUUCAUUUUCACUUUUUGAGAAGAGUGCUGUUCAGUAUGCAAAUGUAUUAUUUUUGAAGAAAAUGCUAUUGUACUGUAAAUAUCAUUGUGAAUAUUUUUGUAUCAUCUUGGUAAUAUUUGUCCUUUGAUCAUUAGUCGUCCAAACGUAACCACAUUUGCUCCAGAACUCCCAUCUGACCACUGACUCUGUUUGUAACCAGCGUACGGCGGCUGCCUCGCCACCUGUCCAAACAUCUCAUAAGCUAUUUCCUGCAAGUCAUCGUGCUUUCUCGUCACUUUCCUCCCGGUGUACUCUGUCUUGCACUUGUCCAGUAUACACAGUUUUCCCAUCUUCCAUGUGGUCUCCUGUCGAGGUGGAUCGUGUCGCAUCAUUUCAUGUUUCAGACCUUAAGCUCAGUUUGAAGCAAUAUUUUUCUUCCAUGCUCAGAUGUGUUUGAAUCAAAAAAAAGAAAAAGGAAAGAAAAAGGUCACUGUCGUGUACUCAUGAAUAUAUGUUCACAUUUUUUAUCAGUGAAACCAAACAGUGAUUUAAACAGUGGUUUAAAAAGAUGUGGUAUCAACUGGCUUUCAGUAUAUUUAGUGAGCUAUGUGAAUAUCAUAAUUGUUGCUAAUUGUCAAUACGCAGUGGUAUUUUAAAGAUAUAUCACCACCAUAUUUUAAAGAAAAUCAUCAUAUUGUUUAUAUUUUAUAGAAAAAUGAGACCAUUUACAUUUUUUAUCCCAUUUUGUUUUGGUAAAUUAUUUUGUACUGCUUUUCUUAUGAAUCUGUAAGGCUAGAAAUCCAAUUUCUUUCAAUUUGCAGCAUUUGACUGAUUUAACCACCCCCUGAUUUGUGUCAGCGUUAUUUUAAAUGCCUUUUACGAAAUAUGAUUUGUUCCACUUCAGCACACUGACGUUUCCCAUGCAGACAUCACGUUUUGAAAGCAAUUCACUGUUUAAAAAACAACAACAAAAAACAAACAACUAUCCAAAUUGAAAUGUUUAAUCCAUCCCACUGAAUCCACGAUGCUUUAUUUUGGUCUUACUUUGAAGUGAGCCACUUCAGUGUAUUAGGCAGCACCCCGAAUCUGUAGUUGCACAAUCAUGAUACAGGGCCAUUUUUCCCGGGGGAUGUUGUUUUAAAAAUAAAUGAAUAAGUUCAAAAACAAACAAAAAAUACAGAGAGGAAGGGCACGUCUGUCACUCUGGCCUGGAAAAAGGAUGCUGAGGGCAAGGCUAGGUCAAACGUCCCAAGAAUGCCUGUAUAUAUGUAAAUGACUGUAGAGACAUGUGAACAGAAAUGUAUUCAUUUUCCCUGGGAAUGUGCAUUGUUUCUUCAGAAUAAUAAAAAGCUUGCAACCCCUCUA
Molecule: messenger RNA, 3861 nt
Organism: Solea senegalensis (Senegalese sole)
Lineage: Eukaryota; Metazoa; Chordata; Actinopteri; Pleuronectiformes; Soleidae
Product: zinc finger MIZ domain-containing protein 1-like
Exons: 6
Coding region: 106-891 (261 amino acids)
Biological process (GO): protein sumoylation; regulation of transcription by RNA polymerase II
Molecular function (GO): SUMO ligase activity
Source: RefSeq, a predicted model, not a curated record